CAGUGGUUAAAUCAAUAUCACGCUCGCCAUGAGCUUCUACAUCUUAUCUGACAACGAUAUCUAAACUUUUCAGUGCUACAUCGUCCUCUGCACCACUCGAUAAUAUCCAGCCAGGCCCAACGCGACACACAGGCUCAGAGCGACUCUUCAGUAUCAACCGCAUCUACACUUUCUACGUUACACUGAGGAUAAAUCCACGAAUACUUUUGAGAUCAAGUCCAUCACGCCACAUACUCCUGUGUAGAUGUGCUACCACGAGUACACAACCUUCGCCCUCUGCUCCUGCAAAGCCAUCCAUUCCCGCCCAUGCACCAAAUGCGACGACCCUCUCAUGAUCAUUUACUGCCCUGACUACAGAGUCCUGGAGACGCAAGACUACGGGACAUGUGAGAAACACCACAUAGGUACACCGGGAUGUACACUCCAAAGAUUAGAUGAGCAACCAUCGGAACACGACCAAUGCAUUCGCCGUACCCUGGAGGAUUGGUCAGAGUUACCCGACUCUGCUAUUCAAAAUAGUUUGUUACGAUCCCCUUCUGUAGCAGAGAAGACGAACUCGGACCGCACGUCGAUUUAUCAGACUGUUCCGGGGGCGGAGCAAGAUGUGAGGAGUGGGAAGAAUCGCGAUGAGGCUGUUAUUGUCAAGUACAAUCCAAAGACAAGGGAGUUUGAGAGGCCUAUGAAGCGGAGGAGGAAUGGUGAUGGUGCGCUGGGAGCCUGAGGUAAUAGUGUUUGUUGUAUUGUACAAUGUCGAAUUUCAAUAGCGAUGCAGCGGAUUCAGCGUCAUAUUACGAAG
Dothidotthia symphoricarpi CBS 119687 is the source of this 796-nucleotide messenger RNA. RefSeq lists its product as uncharacterized. NCBI's taxonomy places the organism in Eukaryota, Fungi, Ascomycota, Dothideomycetes, Pleosporales, Dothidotthiaceae. The coding region runs from base 245 to 721 and encodes 158 amino acids. The transcript has a single exon. The record is from RefSeq and is a predicted model, not a curated record.